Molecule: messenger RNA, 2034 nt
Organism: Paralichthys olivaceus (Japanese flounder)
Lineage: Eukaryota; Metazoa; Chordata; Actinopteri; Pleuronectiformes; Paralichthyidae
Product: excitatory amino acid transporter 1-like
Biological process (GO): D-aspartate import across plasma membrane; L-aspartate import across plasma membrane; L-glutamate import across plasma membrane
Cellular component (GO): plasma membrane
Molecular function (GO): L-glutamate transmembrane transporter activity; glutamate:sodium symporter activity; neutral L-amino acid transmembrane transporter activity
Source: RefSeq, a predicted model, not a curated record
CUCCUCAGUGCUGGUUGCUCACACCAGCCAGCUCACAGCCAAAGAGCUCCUCUGUCCCUCGUACACGCACCGCGCUUUAAACCAGAGCUUUCCCGUGAAAAAAGAGAAAAACAAACUAUAUUUAGGCCACUACUGAGACCUCACUCCAAAGGAAGUUAUUGCUCAAGUCUAAAAGGGAGCUUGUAAGCUUUGACCCAAAGGAGAAGUGUGACAGAGAGAAAGAAGUUCUGUGGGGUUCACGUUCCUGCAGCAGCUAUGACUCAGAGCAAUGGGGAGAACCCGCAGAGGACCCGGAGCGGUCUCCAUCGGAUCCGGGAUGGGAUCGAGUCCCGGUCUCUGGUGGCCAGGAAGAGAGUGGAGAACAUAACAAAGGAUGAUGUGAAGGGGUUCUUCAUCAGAAAUGCCUUUGUGAUAUUAACUGUUGCAGCUGUCAUUAUUGGUAUUAUCCUCGGAUUUGCUCUGCGGCCUUAUAACAUGACUCACCGCGAAGUCAAGUUCUUCUCUUUUCCUGGAGAGCUGCUGAUGAGAAUGCUUCAGAUGCUGGUGCUGCCUCUGCUGGUUUCCAGUCUCAUUACAGGUAUGGCAGCUCUGGACAGCCGUGCUUCAGGUAAAAUGGGCAUGAGGGCGGUGGUCUACUACACCACCACCACUGUCAUUGCUGUGUUCAUUGGUAUCGUCAUGGUGCUCAUCAUCCACCCUGGAAAAGGAUCCAAGGAUGAGUUCACCAAGCAGCAGAAGAUAGAGCAGAUCAGCCCGGCCGAUGCCUUCCUGGAUCUUAUCAGGAACAUGUUUCCUCCAAACAUCGUGGAAGCUUGCACCAAACAGUUCAAGACGCAGUAUGCCAAGAGAGUGGUCCAUGUGAAGAUGACAGUGAACGACACUUUAUUCACACUCAACGGCAGCCAGCAGAUCACCCGGGAGGAGAUGGUCCCAGUGCCGGGGUCGGUAAACGGAAUCAACGCCCUCGGCCUGGUGGUGUUCUCCAUGUGCUUCGGUCUGAUAAUCAGCAGCAUGAAGGAACAGGGACAGCCCCUCAAGGACUUCUUUGACUGUCUCAACGAAGCCAUCAUGAGGCUGGUUGCCAUAAUCAUGUGGUAUGCCCCCAUCGGUAUCUUGUUCCUGAUUGCCGGUAAGAUUGUGGAGAUGGAUGACAUUUCAACUAUGGGUGGCCAGCUGGGGAUGUACACAGUGACGGUCAUCUGUGGACUGCUCAUCCACGCCAUCUUGGUCCUGCCAACGCUCUACUUCGUCAUCACCAGGAAAAACCCCUUCGUUUUCAUCGCAGGGCUGUUGCAGGCGCUCAUCACUGCCCUGGGAACAUCCUCAAGUUCAGCCACUCUGCCCAUCACCUUUAAAUGCCUGGAGGAAAACAACAAAGUGGACAAGCGUGUGACUCGUUUCGUGCUCCCUGUCGGUGCUACAAUAAACAUGGAUGGCACAGCUCUUUAUGAAGCCCUGGCUGCCAUCUUCAUUGCCCAGGUCAACGACUAUGACCUGAACUUUGGACAGAUUCUCACCAUCAGCAUCACUGCCACGGCAGCCAGUAUUGGAGCAGCUGGAAUUCCGCAGGCAGGACUGGUUACUAUGAUCAUAGUGCUUACAUCGGUAGGCCUGCCCACUGAUGACAUCUCGCUCAUCAUUGCCGUUGAUUGGUUCCUGGACCGAUUGCGCACCACCACCAACGUCCUCGGGGAUUCGAUUGGUGCGGGCAUAGUGGAACACCUGUCUCGCCACGAGCUACAGGACAACGACCCCGAGGUGGGAAACUCGGUGGUGGAGGAGGCCGACAAGAAGCCGUACAAGCUCAUAUGCCAGGAGAACGAGUACGAGAACGAGAGGCCUGCUGACAGCGAGACCAAGAUGUAGGGGCGAGCUUUUCAUCCCGGGCUAAAUACUUUCUUAUGAAAACCAUUCCCCUCAACUAAUCUCUUCUUGAUUAGCAAACCUUCCUCUCACAUGAUCGGAGGGUUCAAAUUAAAUCGAUGUACAGCUAGAAUAUAUUUCAGCCAAGUAAGUUCCACUAACGUGUGUGUG